Felis catus (domestic cat) is the source of this 2604-nucleotide messenger RNA. RefSeq names its product endonuclease, poly(U) specific (gene ENDOU). NCBI's taxonomy places the organism in Eukaryota, Metazoa, Chordata, Mammalia, Carnivora, Felidae. The record is from RefSeq and is a predicted model, not a curated record. Bases 356 to 1594 code for a protein of 412 amino acids. The transcript is spliced from 10 exons. Gene Ontology annotation, biological process: immune response. Gene Ontology annotation, molecular function: polysaccharide binding; scavenger receptor activity; RNA endonuclease activity.
CCCCUCCCCGCCAAACUAGAUCCAUCUUGCUGUGACUGUUUGCAUGACCUAUUUUUCUGGCUACAAACAGCUAGCAUUACCUGUUCUAAACAUCUGGAAUUACCUGCCUGCUUAGUCACCUUCCCUCUGGCUUCAAACAGCUGCAGGGCCCCACCCCCUCUCCACCUCCUGUCCAUCUAGGGUCCCUCCCUCCCUUUUUUCUUCCUGGAAGGAUCUGGAGGUACCAGAUCCACAAGUUCCGAUGCCUUUAAAAGGAUCAGCCUGGGAAAUAAGGCUCAUUUGAGAGCUGUGACGUUCACCUUGACUCUAGUGAAAGUCCAACAGCCAGUCCCCUUUUGGCCUCCAACCGGGCACCAUGAGGGCCCGCGUGCCCUUGAUAGUGGCCAUGCUCUGCAGCCUGGCCUGGGCUGGAAAAAUGGAGUCAUGUGCGUCUCGCUGUAAUGAGAAAUUUAACCGGGAUGCUGCUUGCCAGUGUGACCGCCGGUGUCCCCGGCACGGGGACUGCUGUGAAGACUAUGACCAGCUGUGUACCGUGGAUGAGGACCCCAAUGAGCCAGAGCCAUUCCUGGAGCUGGAGGAAGAGACAGAGGCCCCAGCGAGCCACUUGUACUCGGCGCCCAGCUCCUGCCGGGACCGCUGCCAGGAGGCCUUCGACAGGCACCAACCAUGCCACUGUGAUGCCCGCUGCCCAGAGUUUGGGAACUGCUGCAAGGAUUUCGAGAGCCUGUGUGGCCACGAGGGCUUCUCCUACAGCAGUGACGCCAUAACCAAGGAGGAACUGCAGAGCAUCUCUGAGAAGAUCUACAGGGCAGACACCAACAAAGCCCAGAAGGAAGAUGUCAUUAUUAACAGCCAAAACCGCAUCUCGCCCUCGGAGACCGGAGACCAAGUGGACUGCUGCCCAGAGCCGCUCUUCACAUAUGUCAACGAGAGGCUGUUUUCCAAGCCGACCUACGCCGCCUUCAUCAACCUCCUCAACAACUACCAGCGGGCCACGGGCCGUGGGGAGCACUUCAGUGCCCAACAGCUGGCUGAGCAGGAUGCCUUCCUCAGAGAGGUCAUGAAGACGGCAGUCAUGAAGGAACUCUAUGCCUUCCUCCAUCACCAGAACCGCUACAGCUCGGAACAAGAGUUUGUCAGUGACUUGAAGAACAUGUGGUUUGGGCUCUAUUCAAGAGGCAAUGGAGAGGAAGACUCAAGUGGCUUUGAACAUGUCUUCUCAGGUGAAGUCAAAAAAGGCAAAGUCACUGGCUUCCAUAACUGGAUCCGCUUCUACAUGCAAGAGAAGGAGGGCCUGGUUGACUAUUACAGUCACAUCUAUGACGGCCCCUGGGAUUCUUACCCCGACGUGUUAGCCAUGCAGUUCAACUGGGACGGCUACUACAAGGAAGUGGGCUCAGCCUUCAUCGGCAGCAGCCCUGAGUUUGAGUUGGCGCUCUACUCCCUGUGCUUCAUUGCCAGGCCCGGCAAAGUGUGCCAGUUAAGCCUGGGUGGAUACCCCUUGGCCAUCCAGACCUAUACGUGGGACAAGUCCACCUAUGGAAAUGGCAAGAAAUACAUCGCCACAGCCUAUGUGGUAUCUUCCACCCAAUAGAGCUUGGAGCCAGACAGGGGCAUGAGGACAGUGGGAGCUCUUGCAAGACUCAGGUGCUAUCUGCUCUGGGCUGGAGGAGGAUGGGGAAGACUGGAGGGGGGAUUCCCAAGUCUAAAAAUGCCCUUACGGGAAAGAGGGAAAAGAAACAAGUAAGAAAAAUGCAGAGAAACUGUCAAAUCUUUGUGCUAUAGCAUUUUGGAAAUAGAGUCCAGACAGAGAAGAUGGGAGCCCUCCACAGCCCUUUGCCCUGAUAGAUACAAGUCCUUGAUGUCUCUAGGCCUCAUGUUUCCUUUGAAUGUAAAGGGAAGGAGUUUUCCCCCUUUCCUUUUUGGGUAGGUUGGUGAGAGGGCAAACCUGACGGUAUCGUUACCGUGAAGGUGUUUUCAAUUGUUCUUAAGAAGAACAGCAGAUAAAAAUUUAAGGUCACUGUAACGGCUGUUAUCGUACACAGCUUUGCAAACUGAAGUUCAGCCCUAUGUCGGGGCCUCAAAGGACUCUGGUCAUGGAAAUUAAGCAGUGGCCGUUUGGUCUUUUCUAGGGUUAUAUCCUCUCAGAACAGGGUCUGGGAGAACGCUGAUGCCUGAUGGAGAGGAUAAUGGGUUGGCACUGUGAGUGAACCUGGGAGGGAGUGAACUUCUCCGGGCCUGGGUGUUUUUGCAGCCAGCUCAGUGCCUGCAUCAAGAAGCAUUCUACUUGUUUAGUGCAGGUGCAGAGGUGUAUUUUGACCCCACAUAUUUUGUGAAAGAGUCCCCCAAAUGGGAAGAAGAUUUUGCAUCAGAAGAAAGGAAUUUACAGCUUGGUGGCAUUAACAGUUAUUUUAAGGGCUUAUCCAGCAGCCAUCAUUUUACUCUGGAAUUAAAGACCAGGGAGAAUGGGACUCCCUCUUCCAACCUCAGUUAUGCAUUUCUCCCUGACCUCAGGGAGAACCAGAUACUGUCUCACGGAACUAGGUUUGAAUGAUGGUUUACAGCGUUCGAGUCUCCAAUUAAAGUCAUUAAGAAAACCUGAAA